AAGCUAGGCUAACAGAUGAUAUUUGGUACCUUAGCGUCAAGGCUCCCUCGUGCGGGUCUUCUCAACCUUUGGGGAGCACGCUAUAGCAGCUCAUUUUUGGGAAGCUUGGCCCCCAUAGAAGGAGCUGUCGUAAGCUACAAGAGAUUAGGUAGAGGGCAAGCUUCUGGUAAAGGUAAAACCUCUGGAAGAGGUCAAAAGGGUCAGAAAGCCCGUGGUAAGGUACCCAAGUGGUUUGAAGGUGGGCAAACACCUUUCUAUAAGCGAUUCCCCAUCAUAGGCUUCAAAAGACCUCACAGAAAAGAAUACAACCAAUUGAACUUGGAAAGAAUUCAAGAGUUCUGGGACAACAAUAGAAUCAAUCUACAACCAGGAGAGUUGUUGACCAUACAGAAAAUGAGAGAGUGCGGAUUAGUGACGGGCUCUACUAGAGAUGGUAUCAAGAUCUUGGGAAAUGGGAAAGAAACAUACACGGUUCCAAUACAUAUUGAAGCUUCCCGAGCAUCCAUUGGAGCCAUUAAAUCCAUUGAAAAGACUGGCCAUGAAUUCACCGCCAAAUAUUUCACCAAAUUGGGAUUGAAGGCUCACAUAAACCCCGACAGAUACAUCUUAAAGAAGGGAUACUUGCCAUUGCAAGCUAGACCUACGCACAGAAGAGAUAUCGAAUUCUACUCAAAUCCCCAUAAAAGAGGAUACUUAUUGAAAGACCCAUCUUUGUUGUUGGCACACCGGGGACAGACCAAGGCCGUCAAAAAGGUGGUACGUAAGAGUUAUCUUUCAUCUGAGUUGGAAGCGGCUUCCGAUGCCAAAAUUCCGGAUUUUGCCCAGUCCACCGUAUUGAAGUUAUCCGAGUUGUAGCUGUAGCUUCUUGUAUAUAUUAAAUCUAUAGUGUUACUCAAUCUAUAAACGGCUUUAUUGUUCAAUCCACAAAUGGGUUGUCUGUGUCGACAUCUAUGUAGAUCUGGAGAAGCUUUUCCACCACAUCUUGGAUAUCAUUGAGAUGCACUGGCUUAUUAGAGAACUUUCUCAUAGCAAAUAUGGCCGACUUGUAAGUCAUCAGGUAGAUUUCUUUGAUUUUGAUUUUCUCAUUGGCGGAGUUGGCAGCAGUGCUAGACAUCCCUCGAAGCCGAAGCCCAGAAAGCACUACUUUAGAUACCAUGCUGUUGAUUUGUUCGGAGUUAUUGACCGAAGAAGUGGGAAGCGGUGUACUGGAUUUAGACCGCUUCUUCUUCUCCAAAACCUUGUCAAUCACAUGUAUGCUAUUGUGUCGCGUCUUGAGGUCAACCACUUCGGUGAGAGUUCUGUCCCCAAACUUGUCUUCGUUGUUGUCCUGAUAAUCAUUAAGCCGUGCGACUAUAGUCAAGUCCACUACAAGGGCCUUCACCUUCAAUUCAUGGAUAAGCACUAUCACGUACACGUUCUCAUUGGUGGUGUUCUUUAGUAGCAUUCCUAUGCUCGAAUCGCGGAGUGAGUGCUUGAGCAAGCGGUGUUUUAUGUAGUUUUGGCAUUCGUCCAGGGUGGAAUAGACAUCGAUCAUACCUGAUUGAAGGAGAAAAACCGGGGUUUUUUGGUAGUUGACGUAGCACACAUUGAGAAACCGGUCAUGGGCAUCGAUGGGAAGCUGGUGUUUGCACGAGAGCUGGAAAUCGUCUAGCUGUUGGUGUGGAUCUUCUAUGGAUAUAGGUAGACUCAUGGCAUGGGACGCGGAUU
Yamadazyma tenuis ATCC 10573 is the source of this 1707-nucleotide messenger RNA. It is a transcript of the gene MRPL10, whose product is annotated as mitochondrial 54S ribosomal protein uL15m. The record is from RefSeq and is a predicted model, not a curated record. NCBI's taxonomy places the organism in Eukaryota, Fungi, Ascomycota, Pichiomycetes, Serinales, Debaryomycetaceae. Gene Ontology annotation, cellular component: mitochondrial large ribosomal subunit. Gene Ontology annotation, biological process: translation. Gene Ontology annotation, molecular function: structural constituent of ribosome.